Molecule: messenger RNA, 357 nt
Organism: Chrysochloris asiatica (Cape golden mole)
Lineage: Eukaryota; Metazoa; Chordata; Mammalia; Afrosoricida; Chrysochloridae
Gene: RAMAC
Product: family with sequence similarity 103, member A1
Exons: 2
Coding region: 1-357 (118 amino acids)
Biological process (GO): RNA 5'-cap (guanine-N7)-methylation
Molecular function (GO): RNA binding
Source: RefSeq, a predicted model, not a curated record
AUGACCGACACUUGUGAAACUAUUUCAAAUUUUGAAGAGAUGUUUGCCAGUAGAUUCACAAAAGACGACAAAGAGUACCAGGAAUACCUGAAACUCCCUCCUGCGUCCCCACCAAUUGUCGAGGAAUGGAAUAGCAGAGCUGGUGGAAACCACAGGAAUAGAGGCAACUGGUUACAAGAUAACAGACAGUUUAGAGGUAGGGAUAACAGACGAGGGUGGCCAAGUGACAAUCGAUCCAAUCAGUGGCGUGGACGCUCCUGGGGUAAUAGUUACCAGCAGCAGAGGCAAGAACCUUAUUACCCCCAGCAAUAUGGACAGCAUGGUUACAACCAACGACCUUCCUAUGGUUACUACUGA